UCUCUUCAAAACCUCUUCCUCUUCUCUUCUUAUCCUCGUCCUAAAAACUGGUCAAAAUCUAUCCAAUCCAAUUCCUUCUUAUCAUCUUCUUUGCUGCCUAUAGAAUUGAAAAAUUCUUUCAGACCCUUUUCCAACCUCUAUAAUAAUCUAAUCUCCUCCACACACAUCAUCAAUCACCACAGAUCUUCUUCUCCUUCCUCCCAAAACCUAAUUCGAUUCUCUUGCACACGAUCGUUGCUAACUUGUUCGUACACAUGUUAUGCAGUUAUGAAUGAUUGAGAGACAACACCAAUGUCUUCUCCAGUAAUCUGCGAGAUUCUCCUCUCUGGCUUCACCAUAAACUCUUCUCUAAGACGCAGGACACACUUGGUUCAAUCUUUCUCGGUUGUUUUCCUCCACUGGUUCUACGUUUUCUCAUGAACUAAAUCAACCAACCUCCUACCAAAAUAAUAACAUUUAUUUCCCGAAAAACAACAUAGUAUAGUACCACUUGUGUUUUUUUUUUUUUAGCUAGGAAAUUAGAUUCAUCAAUCAAUUAUUGCACAAAUAGCACCGAUGGCUUCUCCCGGUGGAGCCUGUUCGUCUGGUUCCAGUUCUCUUCAAAACUCUGGCUCCGAGGGCGACCGAGACAUGGUGGAUCAGAGAAAGAGGAAGAGAAUGCAAUCGAACAGGGAAUCGGCACGUAGAUCUCGGAUGAGGAAACAGCAGCACCUGGAAGGUUUGAGUGCCCAAUUGGAUGAGCUGAAAAAGGAGAACAAUGAGAUGAACAGGAACAUAGGCAUGACGACGCAGGUGUACCUGAAGGUGGAAGCUGAGAACGCGAUUCUGAGGGCGCAGAUGGCGGAACUCAGCAACAGAUUGAACUCUCUGAACGAAAUCAUCGGUUUCAUAAACUCCACGAACUACUUGGUGUUGGAUGAGGCACAGGAGACUCAGAUGUUCAAUGAUUGUGGCUUCAUGGAUGCUUGGACUGGAAUACCCUUCAACCAACAAAUCAUGGCUUCCGCCGACAAUGACAUCUUGAUGAUGUAUUGAUAGCUGAAUUUUCGGAAUCGUUCGUCGACUCCAUUGUAACACCGCACUGUCGUGUUUUCAUGUCUCUCUUGUUAAUUUGUUUUCCAUUUUCUUGUAAUGUUCUAUUGUUUUCUCACUUUAUGUUCUGUUAAGCUUGUUUGUAUUUCAAGUGGGGCUUUCUUUUUCUUCUCCACAAAUUAAGAAUGGAUCCUUUAAUUUCUAUAUAUA
This is a messenger RNA of Vigna radiata var. radiata (mung bean), 1242 nucleotides long. RefSeq names its product bZIP transcription factor 44. The transcript has a single exon. Gene Ontology annotation, cellular component: nucleus. Bases 556 to 1035 code for a protein of 159 amino acids. Gene Ontology annotation, molecular function: DNA-binding transcription factor activity; transcription cis-regulatory region binding. Gene Ontology annotation, biological process: positive regulation of DNA-templated transcription. The record is from RefSeq and is a predicted model, not a curated record. Lineage: Eukaryota; Viridiplantae; Streptophyta; Magnoliopsida; Fabales; Fabaceae.